GUCAAACGGUUUGAGUGUUUCACUUUGUUGCUUUAAAAUGAGCAAUUUCAUCAACUUACAAAUUCUCGGGCACCCGAUUGUACUAAAAUCUGCGUGAGUGAUUUGGAGGUUGCAAACUUUUAAUUGGAUCAUUCAAGCAGUUCGUGGUAUUUGCACGUUCUCGGUUACUAUGCUUAAGGUGGUAUUUCCGCUUCUUCUAAUUUUUGAAGCAGUUUCUGCAUUUUCAAUCAGAAACGCAACCGCAUUCCAAGUGCACGUUAUCCAUUUAAAUGAUUUCCAUGCCAGGUUUGAGGAAACCAGUAGAAAAUCGGGUACAUGCAAAUCAGACUGCAUCGGUGGAUUUUCACGCAUCUACAGCGCCGUAAACCAACAGCUGAAAAAGUAUCCCGACUCAAUCGUACUAAACGCGGGCGAUAACUUCCAGGGAACCUUGUGGUACAAUCUGUACAAAUGGAACGUAACGCAACACUUCAUGAACAUGAUACCCUUCGAUGCGCAUACGCUUGGUAAUCACGAAUUUGAUAACGGAAUCGAUGGAGUGGUUCCUUUUAUCAAAGCCCUAAAUGCGCCCGUUCUCGCAGUGAAUAUUGAUGACAGCGGGGAACCCGAUUUUCAAGGCAUUUAUCGUAAGAGCAUGGUGAUCGUUCGUGAUGGGAGAAGAAUUGGAGUUAUAGGAGUUCUGUUAUCAACGACUGAUAGUAUAUCAAGCACGAGGAAGCUGAAAUUCUACGAGGAAUCCACGAGCGUUAACAACGAAGCCGAUCGGUUGGUUAAAGAAGAGAACGUUACCACUGUAAUUGUUUUAUCACAUUGCGGAUACAUAAUCGAAAAAGAAAUCGCCAGAAAAGCUGCACCCGGAAUCAGUCUCAUAGUCGGGGCUCAUUCUCACAGUUUUCUGUACACAGGUAAUAAUACUCCAAACGGGAAACAACCCGCAGGUCCAUAUCCCACCGUUGUCAAAGCAAAAGAUGGACACGAUGUGCUCGUCGUUCAAGCCGCGGCCUACACAGAAUUCCUGGGGGAUAUCACAAUAGAUUACGAUGGCGAGGGUAACGUCGUUUCCUGGUCAGGUCAACCGAUCUACACGGACUCCAGUAUUCCCCAAGAUACCGAAAUAAAUGAAGAAAUCGCAUUGUGGAAGAGGGGAAUGGAUGAACUGGCGAAUGAAGUUGUCGGGUAUUCCAAUGUAGUCCUCGAUAACAGAAAGUGCAGGCGUCAGGAGUGCAAUAUUGGCAGCUUUAUUGCCGAUGCUAUGGUCAACGCUAACUUAGAGACCAAUGAGGAAGGAGUAUGGGCUUAUGCAAACAUCGCAUUCAUGAACGCUGGUGGUAUACGUACAUCAAUUCCGGUCGGAGAAAUCACAUUCGGCGACUUAAUGCAGGUGACUCCAUUUGAAAGUACUGUAGACGUUGGGGAAGUGAAAGGGAAGCAUAUCAAGGAGAUUUUGGAACAAUCGGCGAAACCGUUUAACAACCAAAGAAUUAUGAGCAGUUUGGAUAUUAUACAAACUUCUGGAAUUCACGUGCGAUAUAAUAUGAGCCGCUCAUUCGGAUCAAAAGUGGAAUCGGUUAAAGUGCUUUGCCGUAAAUGCCCCGUGCCAAAGUAUGAGCCCUUACAACUGGAACAAACCUACAGGAUAAUCGUUCCCUCGUUUUUGGCCAAUGGCGGAGACGGAUACAAGGUCAUAAAGGACAAUCUUGUGAAUCGUCGAGUCGGAGACAUGGACUACGAGGUGGUGAAGAGGUAUCUCAAGAAAAUGAGCCCUGUCAUUCAAUCCAUAGAUGGGAGAAUUGAAAUAGUUUGAUUAUUUGUAUGAUUCGGAAAAUGUACACCAAGCGUUUUGGUUUGCCAGAGGGUUUACGGUAAUAAACAACAAGUGUCGAAUGAUUCUAUUCGCUGUAACAGGCUUUUGCCAUAAAAAUAAAUAAAUAAAUCUCAUAUUCAUUA
Messenger RNA from Photinus pyralis (common eastern firefly), 1947 nucleotides. RefSeq names its product apyrase. Gene Ontology annotation, biological process: AMP catabolic process. The coding region runs from base 170 to 1804 and encodes 544 amino acids. The record is from RefSeq and is a predicted model, not a curated record. The transcript has 10 exons. Lineage: Eukaryota; Metazoa; Arthropoda; Insecta; Coleoptera; Lampyridae. Gene Ontology annotation, cellular component: plasma membrane. Gene Ontology annotation, molecular function: nucleotide binding; metal ion binding; 5'-nucleotidase activity.